UAAACUUUUGCUUGAGUUUUAUGUUCUGUACCUUUAGAUAAAAUUAAUUAGGUUUUAGUUUAUGAUACUCAGUUUUUAUUUUCAAAUUGUAUUUUUAAUUACCAUAAUGUCAGAAAAUAAGACGACUGAAACAACUGUUGGUAAAACUAAAAAUUUUAUCCAGGAAUCAAGAGUUCAUGAUUAUAUAUAUGAUCCCUUGUAUACAGUCUCAAGUCAGAGAGACCAUGUAAAAGCUUCAGAAAAAGCAUUCUCUGCACAGAUGAGUGUGAAACCACUUGUGAACUUUGGAACCAUGUUUAGUGAGUUAUCUCAUUAUCCACCAUAUCAAGGUCAUGUAAAAGUAGAAAGCAGUGUUCCACUUCCUGUAACAAAAGAGUUCAAGGGAUCAAAAGGGAAUUCCCAAGAGCAGAAGUCAUUUUUGAGUUGUGAUGCAUCAGCUGUAGGUGGUAAUGAACGACAUUUGUAUUUUCACCGGCCUAUUUUGCCAUUUUUGCAACCUGUCCCUGCAGAUAUUCAUUUAACAGAAGAUCAUCCAAGUAUUCUUAAACUUUUGUGUGAAGAAAAGGAAACUCAGAAAAGCCAAAAAGACACAAGUCAUCAUUCAUUUAGUACUCAAACUGAUUAUCGGGAAGGCGAAACACAAACUGAUCCUUGGACUCCUGACUUUAUUGUAAAACCAGGAAUUAACAGUGAAAUAUUAACUCUUGCAACUUUAUCUUAUGGAUGUGGGUUACCAGCAGGCAAGACUGAAGUAGAAAUGAUCGAACGAGCUAGAAAAAAACGUCAUUUAGAAGCCAGUUUACCUCCAUUAACCUCAAACAAAGAACAGUGGGAGAAAAGACAAAGAAUAUUGGCUGAAAUAGAAUUCAGUGAAUGGUCAUUUAGAGAAAAUAAAAUUGAAAGACUUCAACAAAAACGUCAAAAACUGCUUGAAAAAACUAUAAUAGAUAAAAAUAGCAAAUCAAAAAAAGAAAAUGAGGACAGGCUCCAAAGUUUAUGGAAUAAGAAACAAGAAGAAAAAAAUAAAACUGUGAGGAGACUUGAGGCUAAACAUACCAGAGAAGUUCAACGGUUAGACAGACUUCAUGAAAAGGAAAUGGAUUACUCUAGUAAUACGGGAGUAAUUGAAAAGUUUGCAGAUUAUGGUUCCGAAGUUUAUGCACCAAUUCCAAGACAGGGUAUUCUACGUAACACAUUAGAGGGUUUUAAAAGAAUUGAAAAAAACAAGUAUUUAACAACCUACAAGGGGCUUAAGGGCCUCGAAUCUUGGCUUCGUGGUACUGGCAAGGUAGAUACCAAUCCAUGUACUCCACAAUUUAAGAGGGGCUCUUCAAAAUCUGCCCGCUAUAAUAGACUAUUGACACAAAUCCAAAAAGAUAUUGAAAGAGAAAAAGCUUCUAAGUGUCGAUCUGCUACUCCUCUUCGAUUUUUGAAAAAGGUUAAAAAACCAGAGCCUUCUCCACAGCCACCUACUGUUGUACCUGUAACAUGGGAAGAACUGGAAAGAGAAAAGGCAGCAGUCAUUUUGCAACGUUUUAUUCGUGGCAGAGCUGUGCAAAAUCAGAUCUUUGAAGGAAAGGAAAGAUGUAAAGAUGUGAUCAAAGAACUACGUAGUACUCAGGUCACAUGCCAGACAGAAGAAGCUAUGGAACAAGAACAAAAACUCAUUGCUAUAGCUCUACAGAAUCAGCGUAAAAACCAGAAGGAACAAGAAGCUAUAGUGGAUGAGAUGUUAUCAGAACUAGAAGGCAAAACAGUGGGGUCUCUUUUGGAUUUCCUCAGCAAGGAACUACUUCGGCUGCAGGAUGAAAGAAAAAUUCAAGCUGCAGUCAUUAUGGCAGAAAGAGAGCGAAGAAUGCAAGAAGCCCAAGAAGCAGGUCAAAGACAAGUUGAAGAAUGGAGACGUCAACAAGAAGAUGAAAUAUUUAAACAGCUUGUGAAAAUUAAUGAAGAUACCAUUGAUACCUAUCUAGAGAACAUUAUCAUGGACAGUGCCAUAGCAACAGCUGAAGAUGAGGCACAAAAAGAAGCUCAACACUUGAUAGAAAAAUUAUCACAUGUGGCAACAGAAGCAGAAGAAAGGUAUAGUUAUACCAAAAGGAAAGAAAUGAUAGCUGAGUUAGUCCAUUGUUUCCUAUUUCCUGAGGUAAAUAAGAAAGCUAUCAAGAAAAGAGGUGACUUUCAACAAGAAAGGUACCAUCAUGUGGUUCACAAUAUCUUAUAUGAUACAACUGAGCCUUUGGUCAGUGAAACCAAGUUAAUUGACACUAGUCAAAAUACUGAAAAAAUAUCUUCCAUCUCAAAAUGUCUCAAGGCUGUAAGUCUGUCACCUGUAGAUGUAAGUCAUAAAAAUGUUUGUGAUCCAACUGAACAUCAUCAUCAUGGGAAAGACAAAAACAUUUCUAAGUUAAAAAACUCAAUGGAACAACUUGCUGACCAUCUAAAAGGUGAAAAUAUAAUUGAACUACUUGAUGACCAUGGACAGGAUGAAGAUACAAUGGAACAACUUGCUGACCAUCUAAAAGGUGAACAUAUAAUUAAACUACUUGAUGACCAUGGACAGGAUGAAGAUACAACAGAACAACAUGUUGACUAUCGACAAGAUGAAAACAUAAUAGAACAACUUGACCAUCUAAAAGGUGAAAAUAUAAUUGAACUACUUGAUGACCAUGGACAGGAUGAAGAUACAACAGAACAACAUGUUGACUAUCGACAAGAUGAAAACACAAUGGAACAACUUGAUGACCAUCUAAAAGGUGAAAAUAUAAUUGAACUACUUGAUGACCAUGGACAGGAUGAAGAUACAACAGAACAACAUGUUGACUAUCGACAAGAUGAAAACAUAAUGGAACAACUUGAUGACCAUCUAAAAGGUGAAAAUAUAAUUGAACUACUUGAUGACCAUGGAAAGGAUGAAGAUACAACAGAACAACAUGUUGACUAUCGACAGGAUGAAAACAUAAUGGAACAACUUGAUGACCAUGGACAGGAUGAAGAUACAAUAGAACAAGUUGCUGACCAUCUAAAAGGUGAAAAUAUAAUUGAACUACUUGAUGACCAUGGACAAGAUGAAAAUACAAAGGAACAACUUUCUGACCAUGGACAAGACAAAAAUACUGUGGAAUAACUCGAUGACCAUGAAUGAAAAUAUAAAAAAGCAUCUUGCUAACUGUGGACAGGAUGAAAAUACAAUAGAAUAACAUAUUGAUCAAUGACAGAAUUAAAAUACAGUGGAAUAACUUACUGAUUGUGGACAAGAUGAAAAUACAAUGGAAUAGCUUGAUCCUAGUGGACAAUAUAACAAUUCAACUGAUCAUAGUCAAGAUUAAAGUACAAUAAAUUCAGUUAACCAUGAACAGGAUUAAAUAUUUCUGGAAAGAGUGAAAACUGAGACCAGGUGUUUUAUCCAACUAGGCUACCACUUGAAACAAAUUUUAUCUUCUGCAUAGCUGUAAUACAGAAUGAGAUACAACUCAGAUGAGUAGACAGGAUGAAAAACAACUGGAUAGAAUGAAAAUUGAUCUGAAUUAAACAAACUCAGUAUGCCAUGAACAGGACCAAAUACAACUCAACCAACUGCAACUGUGAUGAAACACUUCUCAGCUGACUGGAUAGAAUGAAAACAGAUCUCAACUAAAUAUACUCAGUAGACCAUGAACAGCUUUAAACACAACUCAAAAGACCAUGGAUGGGAUGAAACAUAUCUAAGCUGACAGGACAGUAUGAAAAUACAUCCCUUCUAAACAAACUUAGUAAACCAUGUACAGAAUCAAACACAACUCAACAGAUCAUGGAUGGAAUGCAACACAACUCAGCUGACUGGGCAGGAUGAAAACUCAUCUGAAUUAAA
Messenger RNA from Limulus polyphemus (Atlantic horseshoe crab), 3850 nucleotides. Its product is annotated as cilia- and flagella-associated protein 91-like. Bases 62 to 3127 code for a protein of 1021 amino acids. The record is from RefSeq and is a predicted model, not a curated record. Lineage: Eukaryota; Metazoa; Arthropoda; Merostomata; Xiphosura; Limulidae. The transcript has 15 exons.